CGCUAUAAACCCUGAAAAAUGCCGAGUCACACCGGAAACAGUUAUGUCCGGCCGGAAACAGUUAUGUCAACCCUCGCCGGAAACAGUUAUGUCACUAUUUCGAUCACGUUCACGUGUUUUUACAUUACUCAUUUAAGCUCGGGUUCGACAUUCAGUUGCUAAGCAAACGUCAACAGUGGGCGAUUCAAAAUGACGGAAAAGCAACUUCGCUUUGUAAAUCUUAGUUCCAGUGAUUUGAACAAUCUAAUUGAAAAAAAAAAAAAAUCAGUAAACACAAUUCGGGUGAUCAGUUCAAGUGUAAGUGUUUUGAGGAGCUUCUGUGAUGAAACUGGACGAGAUGUUUCCGACUUGUACGCAAUACCGAAAUCCGAGCUCCAGGAAUUUCUUAAAGUAUUUUAUGGGGGUUUACGAAGUGCAGAUGGAGAAGCUUAUGCAAAGAGAAGUAUGAUAUCAAUCAGACAUGGUUUACAGAAGUAUUUCAUGAAGAAAAGAAAGAUAGAUAUUGUAAAUGAUUCCGAUUUUAAGGAGGCAAAUACGGUAUUUCUUGCCAUGUGUGCCAAAAUUAAAAAGGAGGGCAAAGGAGCAGUAGUACACAAAGAACCCAUUACAAGAUCAGAUUUACAGAAACUUUAUAUGUUUUUUAAUGUGGAAACCGCUCAGGGACUACAAGACAAAGUCUUUGUUCAUUACAUGCUCUAUUUUUGUAAUAGAGGAAGGGAGAAUUUAAUAGGUUUAAGAAUUAGUGACUUUUCUACUGGUACAGAUAGUGAAGGCAGGAGAUUCAUAUUCAAGCAACGAGAUCACGCUACAAAGAACCACAAAGAUGACGAAAGUAACAGUCAAGGUGGGAGAAUGUACGAACUUAAAGAUCAACCGCAUUGCCCAUAUUCGUCUUUUGUGACCUACAUCGAAAAACUGAACAAAGAUUUAGAUGUGCUUUGGCAAAGACCGAGUAACAAAAGCCAACUCAAGUAUGAUAAAGUAGCUGUCGGAAAGAACACUCUUGCAGAAAAAAUGAAAAAUCUCUCAAAAAAUGCAGGACUAUCAAAAAUUUACACAAACCACUGUUUGAGGGCAACUUCUAUCACAGAAUUAGACAGAUCCGGAUUCGAAGCCCGACAUAUCACGUCAAUCUCGGGACACCAAUCAGAAAGCAGCAUAAGGAGUUGUUCAGCUCAUGUUUGCGACGAAAAGAAGAUGGACAUGGCCAUGUCUAUUUCAAGGGCUAUUAUGGGAGAUUCAGUUCUUGCGGAAAAAACAAAAAAUGUUUUGGGUUUAUCUACCAACCCUGCCGCUGUGCUGCCACCCCAGAAUGCAGAUGGUGAGGAUGAUAUUACAUUUGAAGACAUUGAUUUUCUUGAAAUUACAAAUUCCCAGGAGCAACACAUGUUGGAGACAGUUUUCACAAGUGAAACUAGGAAAACAUCUGUGAACCGUGAAAUAAUUCAUGUUCCUGUAGACUCAAGAAACGCUCCAUUACUAUCCAAGCAUGAAGAAAAAGAAAACAGAAAUCUUAAAUUUCAGCAUGCAGCCCCAGUUAUGAAUUUUCAUGGAAGUACGGUGAACGUUCAUUACCAUUACUAUUGACAUUUCGAAUCAAAAUUUUAAAAGUUAAUAAUUUUUAUUUGUCUCAGUUUGAAACUAAUAAAAAUCUGUUCAAGCUUUAGAAUUCAGUUGUUAAUAUUUAAUCUUAAAAAAAAAUGUCAUAUAUAACUUAUACCACGUGUCUUCUUUGGUGACUAGCUUUGUUAUCUUUUAAUUUUAAAAAUGU
Molecule: messenger RNA, 1771 nt
Organism: Saccostrea cuccullata (small rock oyster)
Lineage: Eukaryota; Metazoa; Mollusca; Bivalvia; Ostreida; Ostreidae
Exons: 3
Coding region: 190-1587 (465 amino acids)
Biological process (GO): DNA recombination; DNA integration
Molecular function (GO): DNA binding
Source: RefSeq, a predicted model, not a curated record